AUGCCCAAUGGCAUUUGUGUCCCCUGGCACUGCGGGGCGCCGCCCACGGCGGCUGUGCCCGCGCCGGGACAAGGGACCGGCCCCGCUGGGCUUGGAGGCGGCCGCACCGGGGAGCGGCUGCGGCGGGGCUGCGGGGGGACGGCGGGGCGGGAGGCGGAGCUGCACAGCGGGGAAACGGGCUGUGGGGAUGCUCGGAACCGGGCUGUGGGGCUGGCAGAGAAGGACGCGCACUGGGUCCCUCACGGCCCCGCCGACCCGCCCGAGGUGUGCUCGGCGGCGCUGCGUUGGGCUUUGCCCGCAGCGCGUCCGGCAGCGGUGCAGCUGUGCGGGGCUUUCCGUGACAGCGCUGCCCCUCUCUUCCAGAUGCUCUGGGGAAGGCUGGAUAUCCAGGCCAACGGGACAAUCCGGCUGCGGGAUGAAGAGCUGGCCUCCCUACGCCCGGCACGGCGCUUCCUGCAGGUUUUAGAGGAGGAAGUUCCCAAAACACCGGCAGAGAUUGAGCAGCACCUGAGAUACUAUUCACUGACCGACGCUCCCUUGCCUCCGACAGAGUUCGACCGUCUCCUUUUCACCAGUGUUUACAGUGCCUAUCAGGUUCGCUCCAUGCAGGGUCUGGAUAAAUCCCCCUGGAUUGGCUUUUUCUCUCAGCUGGUUGAUGAAAUCUUCCGUGACCUGUGCAAGGGGCUCUGCCCUGCAAAUACCACUCUCCUCCAGGCUUCCUGGCCUUGGAAGGAGAAGCCUUCACAUUUAGCAUCCCUGAAACAUUUCUAUCGCUCUAACCUGGCCAGGACCAAGAGAGACACCUAAUGAGGGAACCCCCGUAGGAAAGGGCACACCUGGCUUCAGCUGCCUCCUUGGUUAUUUUCAAUGUUUUCCACAGUGUGCAGGACUUUCAAUAAAUAUGCCACACCCUUUUGUCCUGCUUUCUGCACUGUGCUGACAACCCCCUCAGGAUUUAUGCGCAAGCUUUUAUUUUUAAAUGAAAAAAGGACAAAAGUGCAUUUCUCCCUUUUCUGAUUUUUUGCUAAGUGAGCUGUGCUGAAUGGGGCAGUGCUAUUUAGAUGUCUUAUCUAUCUUGAUCACUGAUGCUCAGGAGAGAUG
This is a messenger RNA of Lonchura striata (white-rumped munia), 1101 nucleotides long. The record is from RefSeq and is a predicted model, not a curated record. NCBI's taxonomy places the organism in Eukaryota, Metazoa, Chordata, Aves, Passeriformes, Estrildidae.